Messenger RNA from Closterium sp. NIES-67, 4926 nucleotides. NCBI's taxonomy places the organism in Eukaryota, Viridiplantae, Streptophyta, Zygnematophyceae, Desmidiales, Closteriaceae. The record is from the annotation of a GenBank genome assembly.
GAGAAGCUGAUUAUUCCAACAGCCAUUCCUUCCACCACUACCUUGAGAACUCCUUCCCAAAAUUCAUCAACCUGCACUCUCUCUGGCCUACCCUGUCACCUCUUCCGUUCUGGAUUGUCACCUAGAGAACGAGCUAAUACUUCUGGUCUCUAAGGUUCAUUGUCGCGUUUUCUCGAUAGUCCGUCUCUCCAGCCCGUAUUGUUUGUCAUUUCCUGGGAUACAAGCGUAGAACGGGUUCUCACAAGUGUUGAUCAGACAGAUGAUUAUUUAGAGUGUUCAUUGGCUUCGUCGCCUGUCGCAAUCUGCUCGGUGGGAACUGCUAUCAAGAUGGAACCUACCAUUUUAGAGAACAUCCAGCUGACGCUUAACCCAACCCGAAGCAGGUGCGAGGUAUUAAUUUCGGCCAAUGGCAGCACGACGGUACUCUCAUCGGGGCUCCUCAAGCCGUUCGCGAGCCACAUCAAGGCGGUCGAGGAGCAGCUCAGCAGCGGCUCGCACCUUAUCAAGCUCGACCCUCGCAAACGCACGGCUUUUCUGAAGCUUCAGAGGCAGAAGCUGCGAGGUUAUGUCCCGGCGGAGGAAGAGGAGGUCGGCGCGGAUGUUGACGAACUGAUCUCCUGGUUCACGAGGACCACGGUGGAAAGGGCGGUAUCGUUCAUCAGCUCGCCGGGCCUCAUCGAGCACGCCGUGGCCAUCGAGAGGGAGCUGCUGCACCUCGAAGACUCGCUCACAGGCGAUCCCUCGGCCGCUGCUGACUACGGCCAGAACGACUCCAAGUCUGAUGCAGAAUGCGACGGCGGCGAUCGUGGCAUGUCGCUCACUCGCGACAGCUCGCUUCGUGGGCGACGCUCCAGCUCUCGCUCGCCGUCGCCCAUCCGCCGACUCAUUCAGAACGGUCUGCGAACAGUGGCGGAGAGCAACGCCGACGAAGAAGGCGGCGAGCUCAUCAUGCGCAUCCGCAAGGCUAUGCAGAUGCGGUUAGGCAUGCUGAGGCGGGAGCAGAACGUGGCAGUGGCGCGGGCAGCAGCAGGCGGCUUCACGCCUGAGAUCCUCUCGUCCCUCCACCUCUUCGCUGAUUGUUUCGAUUGCCCGCGCCUCAAGCAAGCGUGCAUCCAGUUCUCCGCGCUGCUCCGCCGCCGCGAGCUCCAGGCCAACCCGCCACCCGCGCCCUCCGCCGUCUGGGUCCCCCUCGCGCCAGAUACCACCGCCCCCGGUGCCCCCGCCCCCGCCAACUCCGCUGACGGCACCGAUUCCGGAGGAGAAUCUACCGCUGCUGACGCAGCGACUGGCUCGCUCGCUAUAGGUACACCUGUGGGCGGUCCUGCUGGUGCUAAUACCGGGCAUGGGCCGUUUUCGUUCGUCCCCAUGUAUGCGUCUGGCUCGAAUAUGUAUUCCCCCGGCUCCCCGUUCCCCUACGGGCUCGUGGCUGUAGCGCCCGGCGCUACAGCCGCCGCUGGUCCGUUCCCUGGUGCUACAGACGUGGCUGGGCUGGGGCGGGGAAUGGGCGGAGGAGGCUUGGCGGGGAUGGGGGGAGGGCCGCCGGGGGCGGUGAGGAUUGGGGGGAAGCCGGUGUUUGGGGUGCAUCACCACCACUACCACCGCGUGGGGGGAAGCGGGCGGAAGAACCGCGCGGCUGGGCGCAUGUCCCCCAAGCUCCGCUCGUGGGCGAAUAACGGGGGCGCGGGCAGCGCUGUCUCGGGUAAUGGUGAGGGGAAUGGAGAGAAUGAGGGGGAUGUGGGGCUGGAGAUUGCUGACGUCAGCAGCGCGCGGUACUAUGACUCGGAUUCCGGUCUCCCUGGGGGAAGGGCGCGCGGAGGCGGCGCAGGGGGAGCGGGAGGGGGCGCGGGAGGGGGGGAUGAUAUGGGGGUAAUGUCUGAGGCGGAGAGUUUCAUCAGCAGCGUCGGUGGAGAUGCGAUGAACGGCUCAGAUGCGGGGCUGCUGGCGCUGGGAAUCACGGGGCGUGUGGGGAGUGCUGGCGGGGCGUUUGCUGGCAGCAACGGCUGGAGCAGGGGGAAGGCGGGCGGGGGAGCGGGGGGCUUCAAGGGGGGGAUGGGGAGUCUCCGGCGGAGUGGGAGCGGGAGUCUGUUUUUGCGCCCGUCUGCUGUGGCUGAGGGCUCAGACGAGUUUGACGAUGACUACGCAGACGAGGAAGAGGAGGAAGAAGAGGGGGCGGGGCCUACAGGGCAAAGGAGGCAGCAGCAGGGGCAGCAGAAGCAGAAACACAAGCAGGGGCCGCAAGGGCAGCAGCAGCAGCAGCAGUCGCAGCUGGUGCUUGAUCCAGAGCUGAUGCGGAGGAUUCAGGAGGUUCAGCUCAUGCAGCCUGGGAACCAGGAGGAGGCGGAGAUCCAGCAGCAGAUGCUGCAAGACCUGCUGGCGCAGCAGCAGCAGCAGCUGCAGGUGCAGCUGCAGCAGCAGGAGCAGCUGCUCCAGCAGCAGCAGCAGAUUCAGCAGCUGAAGCAGGAGAAUGAGAAGCGGGAGGAGGAGAAGCAGCAGCAGCGGGAGGAGGAGCAGAGGGCGUUUGAGCAGCAGCUUGCGAGGGACGACUGGCUGACGGACCCCACAACCCUUGCUUUCAUGAAGCAGCCCAACAAAUCAGCAGCAGCAGGAGGUACGGGUGCAGGCGUGUCUGAUGGGGGGGUUCUCGGCCUUGGCGGCGGCGGUAGCAGCAGCGGGUCGGACUCUGGGCCGUUUUCAGACGAUUUCAUGCUUAUGUCUGGUAUGUCUGCCUCCCCUUCGCCUGACUACCACACUGCUGGAGGGGGAGGAGGAGCAGCAGCAGGAGGAGGAGCAGGAGGAACAAGUGAGGUGGCUGCUUUUGACCAUUCCCGCUCGCUUUACGGGGGAGGCAACCUGGAAGCGGAGAUGCUGGGCGCGGUGGCGGGCGCAGGCGCAGGGGGGGACUCCUCUGCCCGGGACUUCCUAGGGGAAGAGGCUCUCCGUGGCCCUGUGGACGAAUCCGGACCGUCGGAUCACGAGGAUCUGAUGGCGUGGGAGGCGUCGCUGGGGGAGGCCAUGCUGGUGGGGGGGGACGGCUCCUCCUCCUCAUCGUCGUCCCUCUAUGGGGAUGAUAUGGAGCUGAGUCUGGCUGCUGAGCGCGCAGCAGGAGCAGCAGCAGGGAGAGGCGUGGGGAGGAGGGUGGGAGCGGGAGUGGGAGGAGCGGGGAGAGGGAGGGGAGUGGUGGGGAGCGGUGUUGCGGGGAGAGUUGGGGUUGGCGCACGUGGGCGGAGUCUCUCGUCGUCUUCUGCGAUUGGUGCUGGUGCAGGGCGGGGCAGGGGGCGGGUGACGAAUCCGCAGGACCGGAUUUUGAUGGAGAUGGAGCGGAAGCAGCAGGAGGCUGCACGGCGCAGGGAGGAGGAGAAGAAGAGGCAGCAGGAGGCGCGGCAGCAGCACCUCAAGCAGCGGGCCUCAGGGCUCGUUCGCUCCACCUCCACCUCUGGAAUCGAGAGGCGCCGCACCACCACUGCAAAUUCCACUGGCAGUGGUGUUACUGGUAACCGCGCGGUUACGGCCUCCUCCAGUGGGACUGCGAGGGGUACUCUGGGGUCCCUUGCUGGCAGCAGGUCGCUCUCCCAGCACACGGCUUCCUCUGCUAUGAGACUCACUGCUGGUGCUGGCUCAUCAAGGACAGCUGGGCGUGUGGCUGCCCGACCCUCCAGCCCUGACCUGUCCCAGCCCGGGCAGCGGAAAGUUUUGUCCAGCCUGGGGGCAGGACCCCGCACUGUGACUGGUGGAGCCGCUGGGGUCAAGGGGCGCAGCCGUGACAUUGUGAACGCUGUUCCCUCUGCUGCUACUGCUGCUAGUGGUAAGGAGGAAUCCAAUGUAGAGUCGAAGCAGGCAGAACUGGCUGACCACCACCAGCAACAGCAGCAGCAGCAGCCUGAGGGUGUUGCUGCAGCAGCAGCAGAAAGCAGUGAUGUGAUGCUUGUUGAAGAUAUUUCAGAGGACGUCGCUGCAACCACUGCUGCUGCCGCUGCUUCUCUGCCAGCCUCAGCAGUGGAUGUCGUUGCUGCUGUAGAGCCAGCCGCCACUCAGUCUGCCACCUCUUCAGCUGCUGCUGCUGCUGCUGCUUCUGCUUCUGCUCCUGCUGCUGCAGGCCGCGCUCGUCGCACUGUGACCUUCCAGGAGCCUGAGACAGUCAGCAGCACUUCUCGGGGUAGCAAUCCCAGUGCUGCUCCAGGCGGUGAGCAGCAGCAGCAGGGGCAGGAGAAAGAGAGGGAGAAGCCAGGGAAGGAGAACAAGGGAAAGGAGGCAAGUGCGUCAACAGCAGCACUGGGCACAGUGGCAGGAGGAGUGGCAGUAGGGGGAACAGCUGGGUACCACCACCCCCCGGGCAUGCUGCAUCACUCCCCCUACGGACCAGUGCCAGAGGCUGGGAGCAUUGCCACUGGGCGCAGGGCAAGCAUGGAGGGGCAUGAUAAGCUGGGCAUGCUGAAUAAUGGUGUUCAUAUGACCACCAAUGCUUUUGGGUACAGUGCACCCCAUCAAAACCCCCCUGCUGCGCAUAUGCUUGUUCAGGGGGGUGGUCCUGGCUCUGCAAGCCCUGCAGCUGUGGGUUUUGGCGAGGGCCUCAGAGAGGCGAGGCUGAAGCAGGAGAAGGAGUAUCUGGAUAUGCUGAGGGAGAGGGAAGCCGCGUGGGCUGGAUCGGAGCAGGAUUCAGGGUUUGAGAAAAAGAAGGCAUCUGGUUUGAGGAAGCUGUUUGGUGGGUUUGGAAAGUAGCUGGGUUGUGGGCUGAAUUACUCGUUGUUAGGGCGUGGCAUGUGGACUACUUGGAGAUCGGCUAAAAAUGGGCCUUGUUUGGAGGUAGGAUAUUGUUCUGCUAUAACUUGGUAGUUUUGUUGUAAUAGCUUGUUUGGUUUCUCUUUACAAUAUUUCUGUCCAAUGGUACGAAAUUGAGAAAUGAACGCAUAAUACACUUUGCUUAGUGUU